Messenger RNA from Cephus cinctus (wheat stem sawfly), 7653 nucleotides. Its product is annotated as tetratricopeptide repeat protein 28. The transcript has 11 exons. Bases 931 to 7146 code for a protein of 2071 amino acids. Gene Ontology annotation, molecular function: protein binding. The record is from RefSeq and is a predicted model, not a curated record. NCBI's taxonomy places the organism in Eukaryota, Metazoa, Arthropoda, Insecta, Hymenoptera, Cephidae.
CAAACACUUUGGAUAUUCUACUAGAAGAUAAUACGAAGUUUCCCAUCAAGUAUCAAAACAAACAAUAAAUUGCAAAAUGUAUGUCAUGUAAGAGCAUACUAUAAUAUUGUAUUAAGACAUAAAAAACUUUCUAUAUUGACUAUGCAUUAUAAGGAAUGCUGAAAACAAUUUAAAAUCUGUCUAAUGUCUUGCAUAUUCAUAGAAAUAUGUGUUAAUCUAUUUAUAAGUGUUAAUAUAGAAAUAUCGAGUUUGACAUUUUAAAUUGUACGAGUACAGAAACGAGUAUCAACGACAUAGUGAGAAUUUGGAGCUGUUGCGUAAAGACUACCUAUAGAUCAGUAAGAUAGUCCAUCAGGCAUGGCCCAGGGCUACAAAUAAGUGUCUAUAGUUAUGCGGAGUGUGCAGGUAAGUUGGCAGUAGGAGUAUAGUAGGCAGUGGAGAAGGGAUAGAAGGAGUAGGAGCAUACGGGAUCCGGGGCCUAAGUUACUCUUUUAUAAGUGUGGACGGGGCCUUCUUAUGCAGGUACAAAGAGGAAUACCUUUACACACCUGUGUCCCACUCUUGGAGCCCAAGGGGGAACCUGGGGUCACAUUCCAAGAUGGCUGUGCCUGAGGAAUGCAGUGGGUGCCCCCCUAAGACGCCUUCCUCCCUCCUUUUUUAUUAAUCAAUCCAAUUUAUUCGUUCUAUCGAAAACAAACCCCCAUUUUCUUGGGACCGCGUUACCUCAAGUUCGGGAGCGUUAACGCGCGCGGUUCAUCCACGUCUACUUAUUUGUGAAUCGAAUCGAAUAAUUCUGUGUGACUAUUGGCAAGAAGAUUGUAAGUCCUAGAAAGAAGGGCCUUACAUACCGAAGCUCCGGUCUUAUCUAAUGGACCCCCUCUGCCUCGGAUAAUGCCCACGCAAGAGGAUGCUACCGGCUCGUUUUAAACAAUGUCUCAUAGGGAUAUCUCUGAGGUGGAGCCCGAAGGUACGUCGGCCUUGGCUGCCGGAUCGCGGACCUUAUUCCUGGAGACGGUGCGACGGAGUAAUGCAGCAUGUCAGAAUGGAGAUUAUGCCUUGGCUGCAACACUCUACACCGAAGCGCUUGCUCUAGAUCCUCUCAGCCAUGUAUUAUAUUCAAAUAGAUCAGCGGCGCGUCUUAAAAUGGGAUUAUUUGCACUUGCACUACAGGACGCUGUGAGAGCUACUGAACUUAGUCUUCAAUGGCCAAAAGCGUAUUAUCGCCAGGGUGUCGCCCUACAAUGUUUGGGGCGUCAUGGAGAAGCCUUAGUUGCAUUCAGUGCUGGACUAGCUCGGGAUCCUUCCAACUGUCAACUAUUAUCUGGACUGGUGGAGGCUUCGUUAAAGUCCCCUUUACGACCGACAUUGGAACCGACUUUUCAGCAAUUGCGUGCGAUGAAGCUCGACGAAUCACCUUUCGUUGUUAUUUCCGUUGUCGGCCAAGAAUUACUCGGUGCAGGACAGUACAGGGCAGCAGCUGGUGUCUUGGAAGCUGCAUUGACUAUUGGCUCCUGCAGCUUAAAGCUUAGGGGUUCUGUAUUCUCAGCGCUAUCAAGUGCUUACUGGGCACUCAAUUCCUUGGAUAAAGCAAUAGGAUAUAUGCAACAAGAUCUGGGAGUGGCACGUUCCCUAGGAGACACCCAGGGCGAAUGCAGAGCUCAUGGAAACUUGGGAUCAGCGUAUUUCAGCAAAGGUAGCUUUAAGGAAGCUCUCACUGCUCACAGAUAUCAGCUUGUUCUCGCUAUGAAAUGCAAGGAUACCCAGGCUGCAGCAUCAGCUCUUACGAGUUUGGGCCAUGUAUACACGGCUAUUGGGGAUCUACCAAAUGCUCUGGCUUCACACAAACAAUGUGUACAGCUUGUGAAACAAAUGGGCGAUCGACUUCAGGAAGCUAGAGAGAUCGGAAACGUCGGCGCGGUGUACUUGGCUAUGGGAGAGUUUGAGAGCGCAGUGGAUUGUCAUACGCAACACUUGAGGAUAGCACGACGUCUUGGAGAUCGCGUAGAGGAGGCCAGGGCCUUCAGUAAUCUUGGAUCAUCGCAUCAUUAUCGAAGGAAUUUCGGUCAGGCUAUGGCGUAUCAUGAGAACGUCCUUCGAAUAGCUCAGGAACUUGGCGACAGAGCCAUAGAGACCAGAGCAUAUGCUGGGCUCGGUCAUGCGGCCAGAUGUGCAGGUAGAGACUGCGAUCUGGCCCAAGCGAAAUUGUGGCACCAGAGACAGCUCGACGUCGCCUUAGCCACCAAGGACAAAGUAGCUGAAGGACGCGCUUGCAGUAACUUGGGAAUCGUCUAUCAACUACUUGGAGAACACGACGCGGCUUUGAAGCUGCAUCAGGCACAUUUGGGCAUUGCCAGGACACUUGGGGACAGAGCUGGCAUGGGUAGAGCUUAUGGAAAUAUUGGAAAUGCUUAUAAUGCAUUGGGGUAUUACGAACAAGCUAUCAAAUAUCAUAAGCAAGAACUUACGAUAAGUAAAGAGGUAAAUGAUCGUAGUUCAGAGGCUAGUACUCAUGGAAAUUUGGCGGUAGCUUACCAGGCCGUUCAAGGUCACGAAGCUGCCCUGAGACAUUACAGGGCGCAUUUGGCUAUAGCCCGUGAACUUAAGGAUGCCGCUGGAGAGGCCUGUGCCCUUUUGAAUCUUGCCAACUGUCUUUCAUCUAGAGGAAGGUUCGAAGAGGCUGUACCAUAUUAUGAGAACUAUCUAAUGCUAUCCCAAGAGUUACAUGAUGUGGAAGGAGAAGCCAAGGCCUGCCAUUUUUUGGGCUAUGCUCAUUACUGUCUGGGCAAUCACCGAGAGGCAGUACGAUAUUACGAUCAAGAUCUGGCACUGGCGAAGGAUUUGCAGGACAAAUCCGGAAUGGGAAGAGCUUAUUGCAACCUGGGCCUCGCGCAUUUGGCUCUGGGUAACUUGGACACUGCUCUAGAAUGUCAGAAAUACUAUCUUGCAAUUGCUCAUAUGACUAAACAUCUAGCUGGGAAAUUUCGAGCUUUAGGAAAUAUCGGUGACUGUCUUAUCCGUCUGGGAGAAAUUGAAGAAGCAAUAAAGAUGCAUCAACGACAAUUGAACCUUGCACGUCAAGCAGCAGAUCGUAGUUUAGAAGCUGCGGCCUACGGAGCUCUUGGCAUUGCUCACAGAGUUACCAGAAAUCUGGACAAGGCUCUAGGAUUUCAUACGCAGGAGUUAACUUUGCGACAGGAAGCUGGCGACUUACGUGGAGAAUGCCGUGCUCAUGGCAAUUUGGGUGCUGUUCAUAUGGCACUAGGUCAGUACACGCAUGCGGUUAAGUGUUACCAGGAACAGUUGGAAAGAUCCCGAGAGUUGGCCGAUUCUGGAAUGGAAGCUCAGGCAUUAGGUAACCUUGGUAUAGCUAGACUAAAUAUGGCACAUUACGAGGAUGCAAUUGGAUAUUUCGAACAACAAUUGGCUACCUUGGAACCGUUGACUGCUGGCACAGCUUUACUUGAUAAGACUCGUGCUUUAGGAAACCUGGGUGACUGUUACGAGGCUUUAGGAGAUCCCGAGGAAGCUAUUAAAUGCCAUGAACAACAGCUAACGGCAGCUACUAGAUUAAGAAGUGUGAGAGAUCAAGAAAGAGCUUACAGAGGACUUGGCAGAGCUCGUGAAGCAUCUGGGAACUUACAGCAGGCACUCGUGUGUUUCGAGAAGAGGUUGGUGGCAGCUCAUGAAGUUGACAGUCCUGAAGCUCGUGGUGCGGCAUACGGUGACUUAGGUAGAAUACAUGCAGCUUUGGGUAAUCACGAACAGGCCGUGAGCUGCUUGUCGCAUCAAUUGGCUUUGGCUAGAGGUUUAGGAGAUAAGGCUGCAGAAGCAGAGGCUGCUAGCGGCCUCGGUGCUGUACAUCUACUUAUGGAUGAUCCCAAUUCAGCUUUACGACAUCAUCAGCUGGAACUUUCAAUUGCAGAAGGUUUGGAUGCUGCUGGCUUACAAGCCAGAGCUUGUGCAAAUUUAGGUGCUACUCAAGAAGCUUUGGGACAACUCGAGGAAGCUAUCAGACUGCAGGAACAGUCAUUGAGUCUUGCAGCUGCUGCUGGUGAUCAGCCAGCAAGGGCUGCAGCUUUCUCCAGCCUUGGUCGCCUUCAUCAUCUCUGUGGCGAUUUGGCGCGCGCUCUUAGCUACCUGCAGUCUGGCCUGUCACUUUCUGAAGGUUUGGGAAGACGUGAAGAAGCAGCACGACUCCGACACCGAUUGGGUUUAGUGCACUGGGAAGCUGGAGAAACAACAACGUCAGUCGAGCAGCUUGAAAAGGCCGCGAACCUCCUAGAAUCUUUGGAUGGAUCAUCAUCACUCAUCUGUGGCCAACCAAGUAGAUCAGACUUACUCUCUGACACAUACAGAAUGUUACAGAAAGUUCUUGUAAGUCUCAAUAGGGCUGAAGAGGCAUUAAAUUGGGCGGAACGGUCCAGAAGAUCCAGAAGUAACAAUCUCGAGGAUGCCACGCAUUACUCAGAGAUUAUAGACCGUCAACGAGGUAUAAUUUUGUACUAUAGUGAGGCCGGUAGCGAGUUGCACGCAUGGUGCUUAGCUCCAGGUCGUGGUCUUCUCAGAUUCCACUCAAUGACUCUAGACGACGGUGUGAAUCUUGAAAAAAGGGUGUCUGAAGCACGUGAGGCACUAUUGGGAGAGUCCAACGAACUCGUCGAGGAAUCCACGAAGAUGCCGUCCAGGGGUCAUCGCCUAAAUGCGAGUUCUUACAGCUUAAGUAGUCUAUUCAGUGUAGGAUCCGUUAGUUCUCGGGCAGGAAGUGCUCGUUGGGGUCGCGGAGUGAAAGGACCAGUAUGGCAAGCGCCACAACCAAUGCAAUUUCUUUACGACGUUCUUCUUGCUCCUUUUGAAGAUCUCUUACCACCUGCCAGAAAGGAACUGAUUCUAGUAGUAGAAAAAUCAUUAUACCUUGCACCACUUCCUGCACUGCAGUCCAGUCCUGGGGAGGAUUAUCUAUGCGAAAGGUUCUCCUUGCUCGUAGUACCAUCUUUAGCAGCCUUGAAGAAGAGAUCCAGGACGCCAAUGCCGGAAGGUGGUGCAACAGUAGCUGCGCUGGUUGCAGGAAAUCCCAUCCUACCUGAGGAAGCCAGAGAAGAGCAUGCAUGGCCCGAUAGUGUCCCGUCUGCAGAAACUGAAGCUGGUAUUGUUGCUGAACUACUGGAGUCGCGUCCCCUCAUUGGCUUAGAGGCAACGAGAUCAGCUGUAUUAAGAUCCCUACCAGACGCAGAAUGCGUACACCUCACGACGCCAGUUCUUUGGAACUCAGCGAGUUUGGCACUGACUGCAGAUCAAUGCGAGGAACCAACGGAGAGACCAGAGUACCUGUUAAACUGUACAGAUAUCUUAAGACUGAGACUGACUGCUCGUUUGGUCGUUAUAUCCAGUGGCCACUGCUGGAAUUCUACGGAUAACAAUAAUACAGGCAUUACGUCUGAUGGAGUGCAACAUCUUGCCAAGACAUUAUUAAACGCGGGCGCUCAGUGUGUCCUUAUUGGAAUGUGGCCAGUCCCACCUACUGCAGGUAGCAUACUGCUACGAGCAUUCUACAGUGCUAUGCUACAAGGUGCUAGAGCCUCUAGAGCAUUAGCUGAAGCAAUGCAGACUGUUCAACACACUAGACACUUCGCUCACCCAGCAAACUGGGCUGGAUGGUUACUCCUUGGUGGCGAUGCAAGACUAUCGAAUAAGGUUGCUCUCAUGGGUCAAGCACUGGCAGAAUUGUUGCGCAGCGGUCCAGAACAAAGUCGGGAUGCAUUGCGAGUUACGUUGCAUCUCGUUGAGAAAUCGUUGCAGAGAAUCCAUCGUGGUCAAAAGAAUGCAAUGUAUACGACUCAACGUAGUAUAGAGAAUAAAGUUGGUACAGCUGCUGGUUGGAAAGAAUUGCUUAUGUCAGUAGGAUUUAGAUUUGAGCCUGCUGGCAAUGGUAUUCCCUCUUCUGUAUUCUUUCCACAAAGUGAUCCUGAAGAAAGGCUGACCAGAUGCAGUGCUAGUUUACAAGCAUUGUUGGGAUUAGGUGCUUCUUCUUUGCAUGCUCUCGUUAGACUUUUGCAGGUACCGGAGGCCGCCGAAGAUGUUAUUUCCGCUAUGCGUCGAGCCAGCUGUGCCACGGAAGGUCAAGAGGUUACGCUACCAGUUCGUGUCUGGAGAGCUGCAGGAUCUCAUGAAUUGUUUGCUAGUUUAGGAUUUGACCUCAUGGAAGUUGGACAAUCAGAAGUGACACUACGAACUGGAAAGCAAGCAUCACGACGAGCCGUGCAAUUUGCUCUUCAGGCGCUCCUCGCGCUGUUUGAUACGCAGGAAGCACCCAAGAGUCUAAGUUUGGAUUGCAGCAGUUCUAUGGAAAGUCUGGCCUCCGUUACUCCCACCGAGACACAUUUACCUGAACGUCCAAGACUAGGAGGUGCAUUUGCAAGCUAUGUACGACAUCGCGGUGAACCAGAUGGCAAAACAACAGAACCACCGAACAUUCCCAUAUCGCGACAAAUUUCUCAAAACGGUGGAGGAGAAUCCGAUGCAGCCUUUACACCAAGUCCUCCGAUAGCACUAAACCUAAAUCACCAAACGCGAAUAAGGAAUCUCUACCCUGAUCAAAGUACCAGACCGGGUUCAAGUUCUAGCAGUUCAGCCACGGAUUGGGACAAUGGACAUGCGACAGUACUACGAAGACAACCACUGCCACCGUUGCCAGCCACAGUUUUAGAAAGGCUCAGUGUCAGGACGGAAAUUGGACCCAAUUCACCGAGGAAACCGCGUCAUCCUACAUCCAACGAAGACAUAAGUCCACAGACGGAAACUUCGCAAUCUACUGAGGCCCAUCCUCACAAUCUAAGAAAUUUGGCGACCUCCCUGACAAGCCUGACGCGUGAAUUAACACCUACAAUUUCUGAAGUGUACCAUGAGAGAAACCUUGGACUUGGUUUAGCACCCUCCCUUUCAAAACUUCUGGAAGAAGUCGGCUCCGUCACGGAAAAUGAUCCGAAUCAGAUAACUAGACCAGGUCAUAGUCAAACGCAGAAUUGGUUGCAAAAUGAGCCAGAAUUAUGUCGACGCGAUGAAGCUGAUGGUAGAUCUAUUGCUGAAUCGCAGUGUAGUGCUACAAGCUCGAACAAAAUACACAGAAAGGCACCGCCGCCGCCAGUAUAGAUUAUUUAUGACAUACUCGUGUAGUUGGAUUGUGAGAUCAGUUACAGUGAGGAUCCAACUUGUUUAUGCCUUACAAUUUGAAAGAUUCACCUGAAUAUAGAAAUGAUUUCGCGUUCGAACCGUAGGUGCAAGCUAAGAGUAUUAAUGCGGAAAACAGUACUGGGUACCAAAGAGAACACUAGAUAAGGUAGGCAGAUCUAAAAAACAAAGAGGAAUAUGGAGAAGGAUGUGGGACAGGAUCGCCCAGUGAAUAUUUAAGCUAAGUCUGAUUUAGAAGAAAAAUAGAGAUGCUUCAUGUUAACGUGUUUGUUGGGAAGCACUUGCAUUGAGAAAUACCUUGGGCAGUAGAGUAAAGAAAAUUACUUGAAUUGAUACCCAAUACUAUAUUUCUAUACUCUUAAAAGUGAACUAUGUACUAUAUUACCCCAUAAGUAAAGUAUGUGUAAGAUAUUGUAUUAUGUAUGAUGAAUUCAAAAUAAAAAAAUCGUACAUCGCACGUCUACAUAA